This is a messenger RNA of Fusarium vanettenii 77-13-4, 3291 nucleotides long. RefSeq lists its product as uncharacterized. The coding region runs from base 1 to 3291 and encodes 1096 amino acids. Lineage: Eukaryota; Fungi; Ascomycota; Sordariomycetes; Hypocreales; Nectriaceae. The record is from RefSeq and is a predicted model, not a curated record. The transcript has a single exon.
AUGUUCAGUCACUCCGGACGUAGGUUUCCCUUGGUCAAUGGAAAAACAAAAGUCAUUGACGAACACGAUUAUCCCUCAGUGCACGAGCAAGAGUUAGCCACCCCUGAUCUCAAACCAACAUGGCUCCCUGCCGUCAACACCAAACCCGUUCCCUCUAGAUCCGUCUUCUCCGACGACGAGCAACAGGAUGAGACCGUCAUUCGACACAACAUUGGCAUGCUUGCCUUGGACGGGGGCUCCGACGAGAGCCAUAUCCGCAAAGCAUCCUAUCCUGGUCUGGGUGGAACGACCAUCUUUUCCCGCCGCGAAACCUCUAGCGGUCUCAAGAGCAGCCGCCAUGUUUCCCAGGCCAUGUCUGUCGUCUCCAGGCGUGAGACCGUCAGCGGCUUCUCUACAACCGGUGGUCAUAACCACCACCGUCACAACUUUCACAAUCACCCUCUUUAUGAUACAUCAGCCUUGUGGAAGCUGAACAAGGAUCAUGUUGAGCAAUCAUCCUUGACGGUCGAGCUCGACUCUCACAUGCAACGUGCUCUCGACCGAUACAGCCGCUCCGUCGGCUGCUCCCUGGAAUUUAAACGCUCCGUCACGUCCAAGGACUUCCUGAGCAUGGUCACCAAUGAGAGACUGCGGUACAUGCCCGACAAGGGAAGCCGCCUUGACGAGACACUCAAGAAGGCCGAGUCCUUUGGUGUCAAGUUCGACAAGAUCAUGGCGGCUAUGAAGAUGAUCGAAAUGUCCACCUUUGAGAGCUCCGCUCUUGUCUUGUCAUCAUGCAAGACUCUGCUGGGGUUCGCUGGCAGAUACUCUUACGCUGUCGAGAGGUUCUUCACCGCCAUGGACGAAGCGGCAGCUUUCAUUGUCACCAUGUCUAAGAAGUUGGACACGGAGCAUCACCACUCCCAGCCAAGGAUUCACAAAAUUUUCCAGGCCGCGCUGGCCAUGAUCGUGGAUGUUGUCAUUGACAUCACUGCCUCUUUUGGUAUCUCCAAGACUGGAGUGAAUGAGAAGACUGUCGUGACGCAGUUUGAGUCGAGGUUCGAAGUCAUCAUGGUCAGACUCACCCAGCUGCGCGCAGAACUCUACCUACAGACCCUGGUCCACUGGUGCGAUGGUGAUGUCUCUUCCACCGAAACGUUGCUCCUGCUGCUGCAAAGCUUCGAAGACUUUGGCCUCGAGACCUGCCCCCCCGCCUACCUCCACAUUCUCAUCAAGGUCUGCCUUUCUCUUGAAUCUCACGGUGAGAACGUCGUGUCUCUGAAGUGGUUCCGCUUCCUCUGGACCUCCCUGGAGAUGCACCGUCAUGAGUGCGAGAUCUCUUACGAGCAGUACUUUGCAGUCUAUCAAGAGUAUAUUGUUGUUCUUGGUCUGCACGAGGAGUACAGGGAGCGGCUUCUACUGGCUGAGGAGUUCCAGGCACUGGUACUCGCGGAGCUUGGCUCAAAGCACCUGAUCUACAUCCGCUCCCGCAUCGAGUUCGCCAAGCUCCUCGAAUUGGACGAGAUUCGCUACACUGAGGCAGUCUCGAUUUAUGAGGAGUUGAGCCACUGUGACCUUCACGGCUUUGAGGAAUGUCGCGAGGAGCUUCUAGCCUUGAUCGAGGUCACCAAGUACCGCCUUUCCCUCCUGUUCGAGAGCCACCCGGAUAUGAGCCAUCGUGCCGAAGUCCUUCUCAUUGACGCCUUCAUGUCUCUCAAGUUGAAGCUGUGCUACUCGGACGAAAAAGUCAUCAUCGCCCUGACUCGCAUCGUCGAGUACCAUCGCAAGCAGAAGCGCCAUGGCAGCACUUCAGCAGCCAUCAAAGUCAUCGAGGAAUACAUCCUGGGUCUUUUGGUUGAAGAGCGCCGGGAGGAGGUCCUCUUUAACAUAGCACGUACCUUGUCUAAGCUGUAUCGCGAGAUCUCUUCGGUCGAACUUGGCAUCAAGUUCAUCCAGCACGUCAAAGAGCAGGUAGUGUGUGGCGAGCACAGCGUCAUCGAAGGGCACUGCGGGUUCGCUCAUGGCCAGAUUGCUCAGCUUGACCGACGCUGCUUCGUCUUCAUCCAUGCUUUCGAGCAGCUUCUCUGCGGGUACGGACGGGAGAAGAUGCUGGAUGACAUUAUCCGUGACAUCUACACCGAGACCUGCCUGUACGAAGCGUGGUCCGUCUCUGUUCGUCAGACCAGUCGGGAUAUUCACGUCCGUCUGGCUGCUGGAGCCAGAUUGGUCGUGUUCCUGGAGCAGAAGGGUCGACACGGAGAGAUGAGACAAUUGAGGACAGAGAUGUGGGAGAUGUUCAAAUCUUUUGCUCCUGCAUCCAUCAGCACCGAGUCCUUGUGGCAACUAUUCGAGCUCACUCUCUCAAACAUUCACAAGAAGACGGUCUCAAUCACCCUUCUUGAGUGCUUGGUAGAUGUAUCUUUGAGCAUCUUCACCAAGGUCAAAGACUACACUGUAUCUCUCCAACUUCUGCGCUGGUCCCAGAUCUACUUCAAGCAGCUCACAAAGACGCACCACUCCAAGAUUGUCGCUCUAGCUUUCCGAAUCUCGGAAUCCUUCACACGAUGCCAGCACAGCAAGACUGACGUUAUCUUCCUUGAGCUUCAAACCAUCUCCUCGGAGAUCCUCGUCGAGGUGCUCAAAGUCGGUCAUCUGGACAUGGACUUUGGUACCAUCCCUCUUGGCCAGCUCAACGUCAUCAUUCGUCUCCUCGGCGAACGCAAGAAUUUCUCCAUGCUGGAACAGAUCCUUCAGUAUCUCUGGGACACCCGAAUGAGCCGCAACUGGUCCAGCGCCACCACCGUCGCUACAGGCCGUCGUCUGUGUGAAGUCAAGUUCGCCGCCGGCCACCAGACCUCGGCUCUGGUCCUGCUCGAGAGCAUAUGUUACAACUUGCGCGACGUGUAUGGAUCGCUGCAUCGCUUGACCGUCGAGUGUGAGACCCUCAGGGCUAGCUUCCACAAUACUUGCGGCGAUCACCAAGCUGCCAAGGAUAUCCACGUUCACCUGCUCGAGCAGAUUGGCAAGAUUGACCGGAACGACUCGAUGCUCGAUCAGGAACAUCUGCAUGGUGUUGCGAGUGACCAAGCCAAGAGGCUAAAGUGGGCGUACCACAAUCACCAAAAGGGCGACGAUGAGAGAGACGAGGUCUUCUAUGAGUCGUUGCUUCACAAGACCAGCGAUCACCUUGAUGGGCACGCUUCCCAUGACAUUUCGGAUUUGGGAGAGAUUGCGGCUUUGGGCGGCGAGAAGAUAGAGACCAAGUGGAAGCUUCCCAGUGAUUGGAGCUUGCCAAUCAAUGAGAUGUCCUGA